This is a messenger RNA of Cryptotermes secundus, 3092 nucleotides long. Its product is annotated as glycosaminoglycan xylosylkinase. Gene Ontology annotation, cellular component: Golgi apparatus. The record is from RefSeq and is a predicted model, not a curated record. Gene Ontology annotation, molecular function: phosphotransferase activity, alcohol group as acceptor. Lineage: Eukaryota; Metazoa; Arthropoda; Insecta; Blattodea; Kalotermitidae. Bases 211 to 1623 code for a protein of 470 amino acids. The transcript is spliced from 9 exons. Gene Ontology annotation, biological process: protein phosphorylation.
CGUGACCGGUCAUGACGUUCUGUGGCUGUUAUGGCAGCUGUUGUGUGCGGUAAAGUUGGAGAGUGAUGCAGAAGAGAAAAUGGAAAGGAAACACUUAAAUUGGCAAAAAAUAUGUCGCCCAUAGUACAAGUGGUGUAAUGAAUAUUUCCUAAGAUAAGGUUACCGAGUGAAAUGUCUGGUUUUUAAUAUUACAUUUCUCAGAGACAGUUUAUGAGAAUAUUUAAUGUAAUAAUGAUUAUUCGCCGCACAAUUUUGUCUCUGACUGCUCUCUUUGUGCUAGUCCUAACAGCUAAUGUGUACUUUGUAUAUGUGAUUGUAGAAGAAAGAUCUCCCAGUAUUCAAACAAACAGUGAAGUUGUGGUCAGUCAUGAAGAUAAAAAUGUAGGAGCUCCAGCAGUAAGGAAAAAAGUGUCCAAACCAAAACAGACACCAGUGUAUAGAAAUGCAACUCUUAGUGCCACUCAGAGAAUCAAACAGAAGCUGUUAGAACUUUCUUCAAAUUACCAUAAGGUGUCCUUGACCUACAAGCAGAUUGUCAGUCAACUCCUUGAUGAUUUGAAGUUGUCAAUGGAGAUGUCAACAGAGCUGUGGGGAACAGCUCGUAAGUGGGUGGGACCAAGAGAGAUUGUACCAAAACGUGCCCCACACCUUGGCAGUGUCCUUCGGACACUGUGCUCCACAAAGAUUAUUCGAGCUGAGAAUGCACAGCACCAAGGAACACAGCUGAAACUGAUGCUUACAUUACUUGGGAACCAAAAGGCAGUAUUUAAGCCGCAGUGGUACUCGCGCAGUAAAGUGAUUGGUGGCCCUGUGUAUGCUGGCAAAGAUCGACAUAAUGCAGAGGUUGCAGCCUUUCACUUGUCAAUUUUGCUGGGAUUAAGAAGAAGUCCUCUCACAGUAGGACGUAAAGUGAACUUGCGUCGAGAAGUGAUGCCAGUUGCCACAAAUGAUCUGCUCGAGACAUUCUAUCAAGAAGGGAACAACACAUGUUUCUAUGGUGUGUGCUAUUUCUGUGGUCCCAACCAACCAGUCUGUGCACAAAAGGAUGUAAUGGAGGGUGCUCUUGUUCUUUGGUUGCCAUCCAAAUACAAACUCAAAAAACAUCGUAGUCCAUGGCAGAGAACAUACAAGUCACACACAGUUGCAAGGUGGGAGGUGGAUGAUGAUUAUUGUAUGAGAGUUAAAGCCAUGAAACUGUACGAUCCAAACACUGGACCACGCCUGUUGGAUCUGAUAGAUGCAGCCAUUUUUGACUUUCUUAUUGACAAUGGUGAUCGUCACCACUACGAUGUAUUUGAAAAUGUGACGAACUCUAUGGUCCUUUUACUGGACAAUGGAAAGGGUUUUGGAAACCCACACCGGGAUCAUCUGGAUAUUUUGGCACCUCUUUACCAGUGCUGUGUGUUGCGUAAGUCAACUUGGGACAGGCUACAACUUUUCUCAGGUAAUGCCUUGAGCACUUCACUUGAAGCACUGCUCCACCACAGCCACAUUGCACCAGUGCUGACCUCAUUACAUCUCAAGGCAUUAGAUCGACGGCUUCUUUUUGUGUUUGCUACUGUUGAAAUGUGCUUUGAACAGCAUGGAAGAAAGAAAGUUUUGGUAUAUGAUGCUGUGAGGUAACACUCAAGAACUUACCAGACUGCAGUGCUUCAAGAGGAGGAAUAUUUUGCUUGAGCAUUCAUAAUGUGAUAACUCGGGCCAAUGUCAAAACCUACAAAAGGUAGGAAGGUAGGAGCACUUUCUAAAUUACCCAUUCAACAUUCUCUAUAUCACUUGACGAGAAUUGAUAGUAACCAGUCAUAUAAGUUUUGAAGCUGUUGAGACCAAAGCCUGAAAGAACAGUUGGUAAUCCUGCUGUAUUCCAGUCUUUAAUCCUUUCACUGUUUCUUGCUUAUAUCUUAUGUGAUGGUGACAUCUUCAUGUGAUUCAGAAUAAUUAUUUUGCAGAGGGGAUUUUGGAGCGUGAAGCUGACCACUCACCUCCCGCUAGUGCCAUCCACUCCCCCAUACGCCUUCAUGGUGUAGCGCUUAAUUAGUUAAACACAGGGACAACUUUACCUUUACCUUUUACUUGACAUGUUAUGUCUGUGAUAUUCCUGUUGAUCUACUUGGUCUAGCUUGCAAGUGUUGCAGCUUGCUGUCUUCCUUGUAAUGGUUUUAUGACAACCAAAAGCAGAACAGAAGAAUAUAAGAAAGUAAGAUUUUCAUUGUUUUUGGUGAUUUUUUAACGAGUUACAGUAUAAAUUCAUCCAAUAUUUAGACUGUAUAGUGUUUAAUGCUAGGAUGGUAGAUGAAUGAUGAAUUGAAACAGAUUUGGAAGGAAGUCGUCAUGGCCUAAUUGAGAUGUUGUCCUGGCAGUUGCUUGGAGGGACUGAGUAAAACCAGGACAAAUCUGUCUUGAAAGCUGGUGUCACAUCCAAGAACCUCCCAAAUACAAAUCUAAGAGUGUUACUGCUAGACCAACCUUUUUGGUGUACAUGAACAUAGUAGGAAACCCCCAAAGACUUCAGAGUGAACAAUCGAAGAAGGUCACAGGGUGAAUUGUUCAUCCAUUAUGAAAUGAUGGGAGAUUAGUUUAAUGUUUCUGGAAAAUGACAUAUUGAAUGAAACUAGUUUGCAGAAUUUCAUAGACAAUAGACCAAGUUGAAGGAUGAACAUAAAUCUUUGUUUUCCUAUAAAUUUUCCAUCCAUAUAGAAAAGCUACUGGAAAUGAGAAGAUAAUAAUUAUAUAGCACAUGAUUUAUUUUUUGCAUAACAAGCUAAAAAUAUCUGACAUAACUUCAACCUCUGCACCAUAGUCAUAUGUGUAAUGUAUGUUUUAUGUGAUGGUAGGUUCUCAGUCUAGUGAAGAUUCACACUGUAAUCUUCUGGGCUGUAAUAAUGGAUAGUCUGGUAGGUGGGUGCCUGGAACAGCUCAUGGCCAUAGGAGCAAAAUUUGACAGUGGAUUAUAUAAUCCUUAAUUAAAUAAUGAAAUUAUUUUAUUAGACCUAUAACAAUUUUUGCAGUAAUCGUUAUCAUUGACUGCCUCCCAUUUUUACAUAAAAUAUACAAACAUUGUGUAACAGUACAGAUUUACAGUUAUUACAUUG